UUGUUGUUCUUGUUGUUGUUGUUGUUGUUUGGUCGAUUUGUUCGCACUUUUAGGCCGCAGCAAGCGAAAGACCCGAAACGAUGACAGCAAGCAAGAUCGCCUUCGCUCAGCUCCUACCAAUGAUGCUGCUGCUGCUGCUUGUUGUUGGUGUGAUAAAUCACAUCCCGUUGGCGCAAGCAGCGAAUGCUUGUGGCACGGGCGGCGUGUGCGUUUGUACGGGAGUGGCGGUCGAUUGCAGCUCCAAAUCGCUCACGGCCAUCCCAAGCGCAAUCCCAGCCAGCACACAACACCUGAAUUUGUUCAACAACCACAUCGCCAGCGUUUCUGCGAGUGCAUUCGCAGGCCUGACUUCGCUGACCUACCUAUCUCUGGAAAGCAACGCAAUCACCAGCAUUCCCGACACGGCAUUCGCAGACCUGACUGCGCUGAAUUGGUUACUAAUGACAAGCAACUUUCUCACCAGCCUUUCUGCAAGUACAUUUGCCGGCCUAACUGCGGUAACAGUAUUGUCUCUGUUCCAAAACGAGCUCACCAGCAUUCCCUCAAACUUAUUCACCGAUCUUACUGCGCUGAGGCAAUUGAAUCUGGGCUACAACGAUCUCACCAGUCUUCCCCUUUCUGCAUUCACUGGGCUGACUGCACUGAAUAUCUUAUCUCUGCAUCGGAAUCAAAUCACCACCGUUCCUGCCAACAUGUUCCCAGGCCUUAGUGCACUGAAGGAAUUAUAUCUGCACCAAAACCAGAUCACCAGCGUUUCUGCAAACGCAUUCACAGGCCUGAACACGCUGACUUCCUUGUACUUGGGGAACAAUCCCUUCACCACUUUGCCGCCCGGUCUGUUCAAGGGCCUUUCCAAUAGCUUGUUUUUGUCGGAUUCAUCCCAAUCACUAAGCCCCAACAGCUUUACUGUCGCUCCGCCCGGCACAUACGGCACAGCAACCAAUCCAACCAAGUGUGAUACAGCGUGUGCGACCUGCUAUGGCGCGGGGUCCGGUGCGUGUUGCUUUACCAAUUGCCUGUUUUGCACGUCGUCCGCCGUGUGCUCUCAGUGCUAUGAUGGAUACGUUAUGAUGGACAGCUACUGCCUCGCAUCCGCUGCCACCAACGCAACGAUCGCCUCCGUCGCUUCAGUCGCGUCCAUCGCCUCUACCUCGGUUGCAUCGGUUGCAUCCAUCGCCUCUACCUCUGUUGCUUCAGCUGCGUCAGCCGCGACAAUGGCAUCGAUCGCCUCGGCCGUUUCAGCCGCGUCCUCGCAAUCUGCCUUGGCUGCCUCGGCUGCCUCGACCAGAUCUGCAUCAGUUGCGUCGCGUGUUUCCGCCACGUCUGUACUGUGGGCGACGUAUGCUUCCAGAGCUAGUGCUUCCUCAGUAUCGCAGGCAUCCGCAUCUGUCGCUUCCGGUGUCUCCGCUAGCUCGGCAUCCUUUGCUUCCAUUGUUACUGCAUCUUCUGCCUCGCAAGCGUCUGCAUCUGUCGCAUCUGCUGUCUCUGCUACCUCAGCGCUCUCGGCCUCGUUUGCUUCCAUCGCUACUGCAUCUUUCGCGUCCAUUGCCUCACAGGCGUCCGCAUCUGUCGCUUCGGACGUUUCUGCUACUUCGGCGCGCUCGGCCUCUGCUGCGUCAACUGCAUCGGCAUCAGUCGCAUCUGUUGCAUCAACCGCAUCGGCAUCUGCUGCAUCCGUAGCAUCCUCUAUUGCAAAUCGUGGCGGUGGCGGCUCCGACGACUCAUCUUCAUCGUCAGUCAUUAUCAUCGCCGCUGUUGUGGCGGCUCUUGCAGUUAUUGUCAUACUUGCCCUGGUAUUCAUCGUGUUGCGGCGCCGACGCACCCAGGGUUCAAUCAGGCGACCGAAGGACUCUACUGGUCCCAUUCACGAGGAGGCUAUUGAAAUGACAAUCUCUCCUCUGAACCAUUCGACUCGAUCUCAGAGAGAGGAGGAGAUUUCAGCGUAUGCCGUGGUCGGUCAAAAACAGCCAGAACCGUUGUACCAGGCUAUCUCGACAACUGCCACAGAGGUGGUCUACGACUAUGCGAGCGCAUAUGUUGCCGGUAGCAACUCUCGUCGUGUUCGUGAUGGCUUGACGAUCGUGAAGCACCUUGCCAGUGGCAACUUUGGCGAUGUGGCGCUGGGUCAACUGCCGUUCAGCGUGUUGCCCCCGCGAGCUCAAAACUUGCUCGGACCCACGACGUCCGAAACCGUGCAAGUUGCAGUCAAGUCUCUCAAGUCCAACGCAGAUGAGAAGUCCAGCAAGGACUUUGAAAGCGAGGCGAAAUUGAUGGCUCCGUUUGUGCAUCCGAAUGUCGUGCGCUUGCUUGCGGCUCUAGUAGAGUCCGAGCCGCAUCUCGUUCUGUUGGAGUUUGUGCAGUACGGCGACCUGCGUACACUGCUGCAAAAGUCCAAGCUCCACUCGCUUUGGUGGACACACAAUGAGCAGAUCCACGCCAUUCGUCAGAUUGCACUCGGCAUGGAGUACCUGGGCACGCUCCACUUUGUGCAUCGCGAUCUCGCUGCGCGCAACUGCCUCGUGGGCCAAGGAAUGGUGGUCAAGAUUGCCGAUUUCGGACUCUCUCGUGAACUCGCCUCCGAGAACGAUUACUAUCGCAUGCAAACGCGUGGCAAGCUUCCUGUGAAGUGGAUGGCACCGGAAACAAUGACCUUCCGCAAGUUCUCUACCAUGUCCGAUGUGUGGUCGUUUGGUGUGACUGCCUGGGAAUGCUCCACCUACGGCGCGCCGCCAUACGGCAAGAUGGAUGGGCGAGAUACUCUGGCUCAUGUGGAGGCCGGAGGUCGACUACCCAAGCCGGAGCAAUGCUCGGCUGACCUUUAUAACUUGAUGAUGAGCUGCUGGGACAUGUCGCCCGAAAAACGCCCGACCUUUGCUCAGCUUGUCAAAGCCCUGGCAGCGCUUCAAGAUGGGACGACGACCCGCGAAAUUGGUGCAAUGCUGUAAAACCGGUCCACUUGCAGCAAAUUGUCAUUUUAUCCUCGUGUGGCAACGCGACCCAAGCUUGGGCCCAUGCCGCUCGGAAUGGAAAUGAUCGCGUUGUUGUGCUUGUUGGUCGUGACAGUAUUUGUCUGUGUCCGAUGUUCUGAGCUCUGCAGCAGUUUGCGUGGCUCUUCUUCUUCUUCUUCUUCUUCUUCUUCUUCUUCUUCUUCUUCUUCUUCUUCUUCUUCUUCUUCUUCUUCUUCUUCUUCUUCUUCUUCUUCUUGUUGUUGUUGUUUUCUUGCUGUCGGUGAUGGUAUUGGUGUUGUUGCUGCUGGAGUAGCAAUCUCGAAAAGUCUUUGCAAAACAUUGAGCAAAAC
This is a messenger RNA of Capsaspora owczarzaki ATCC 30864, 3298 nucleotides long. Its product is annotated as proto-oncogene tyrosine-protein kinase FYN. The transcript is spliced from 13 exons. Gene Ontology annotation, cellular component: signaling receptor complex. The coding region runs from base 81 to 2945 and encodes 954 amino acids. The record is from RefSeq and is a predicted model, not a curated record. Gene Ontology annotation, molecular function: protein binding; ATP binding; transmembrane receptor protein tyrosine kinase activity. NCBI's taxonomy places the organism in Eukaryota, Filasterea, Ministeriida, Capsasporidae. Gene Ontology annotation, biological process: multicellular organism development; positive regulation of kinase activity; protein phosphorylation.